Anoplophora glabripennis (Asian longhorned beetle) is the source of this 2769-nucleotide messenger RNA. RefSeq names its product solute carrier family 2, facilitated glucose transporter member 1. Lineage: Eukaryota; Metazoa; Arthropoda; Insecta; Coleoptera; Cerambycidae. Gene Ontology annotation, biological process: monosaccharide transmembrane transport. Gene Ontology annotation, molecular function: hexose transmembrane transporter activity. Gene Ontology annotation, cellular component: membrane. Bases 305 to 1903 code for a protein of 532 amino acids. The transcript has 9 exons. The record is from RefSeq and is a predicted model, not a curated record.
GGUCUAAAACGAUAACCCUGGUUGCGGUUGCGUUCCGUGUUUGUCUGUGGCGGUGCGUACACUUUACCGAAAUGUUUGCUUGUAAGUCCUGACAGUUCGAUAAAUUACAGUUACAAUUAAGUGCUAUAAAUAAAAGUGUAACUUAACAUAGGUAAAUAUUACCUAGUAGUUUCUUAUGAUACUAAAAAAAGACGUUUUAUUGAGAUCUAAUUGACUUAUUCCAUAUUAUGUACUAUAAAUCGGGGUUGAUACCAGCUAGAUUUUUAAUUUUAAUUUCCCAUUUUUCGAUUUGUAUAACAUUAUUAUGGAACAGCAAGGAGAGCGCGAGGUCUUGUUUAACGGAAAAGGCAUCAGAAUACAGCAUCCACAGUCUCCGUACAGAGACAUAUCGGUGGAACGGCCAGGAUGGACCAAACUUUUAGUGUUGGCUGGUGUCGCCACUUGCUUAGGCUUGUCCUUGCCAGUGGGAUACAACAUUGGAGUGGUAAAUACACCAGCAGAAGUAAUAAAAGAAUUUAUCAAUGAGAGCUCGUAUACACGGUACGACUCGACAUUGUCCUACACUGAACUGGAGUUCCUAUGGUCCUCCAUAGUGUCCAUUUUCUUGGUCGGCGCAGCAGUGGGUUCACUUGGGGGAUCAGUUCUAGCCGACCGGAUGGGUAGAAAAGGCGUGUUGAAAGUGUGUGCCGCACUGGCAAUUGUUUCAGCACUGCUCUUUUUCGGAUGCAAAGCAGCCAAUUCUAUUGAGAUGCUCGCGUUUGGCCGGCUGUUUGCUGGUCUCUCUGCUGGACUAACGACCACUGUCGCUCCUAUGUAUAUGACGGAGUUGGCCCCGCUCCAUUUGAAGGGCGCUACUGGAGUUCUAUGUCCUUUGGGCGUAACUGUUGGAGUAUUGGUGGGCCAGAUUUUGUCCAUGCGUGGGAUAUUGGGUAACGAAAAUUAUUUUCCUCAUUGCUUGGCGUUCUACGCUUUGCCCGUAUUUUUCUACGUCGCUUCGCAUCGUUGGUUGCCGGAAAGUCCAAAAUACAUUUUUGUGAUUAAGAAACAGCCACAAGUUGCCUUAAGACUGUUGAAAAAGCUGAGAAACGUGAGCGAGGAUCGUCUCCAAGACGAAAUCGAAGAGCUGAAGAUAGAGGAGGAAGAUAACAAAAAAUGUGCUGGCGAAUCUUGGAAUAUAGGAAAAGUUAUAACGGACCGCUCGCUACUACUACCUCUCUUAUUGGUCUGCUGCUUACAGGCGGGCCAGCAAUUUAGCGGGAUCAACGCUGUAUUCUACUAUUCUUCCAAAAUCUUCCACGCCGCAGGUUUGUCUGUAUCCGCCAGUGAACUGGCCACCAUUGGAGCCGGUUGCUGCAACUUUGGCAUGGCUGUGCUUUCAAUUUUCAUCAUGAACACUUUCGAUAGGAGAACUUGCAUAUUACUGAGUCUGGCUUCUUCUAUGUUCUUCUUGGUAGUUUUGGGAGUCGCUAUUCUGUUCAUCGAAUCUUACACUUGGGUACCUUACAUUAGCAUCAUCGGGGUGUUGGGCUUCGUGAUUUGCUACGGUUUGGGUAUUGGUCCCAUUCCGUAUUUCAUAGGAUCGGAGUUGUUCGAGGUGGGGCCUCGACCCAGCGCCAUGGCCUUGGGCAGCAUGUCCAACUGGGCGGGCAACUUCCUCGUAGGCCUGCUCUUCCCUACCAUGCAGGAUUACAUUGGGCCAUCUUCUUUCUUCAUAUUCGCGGUCUUCUUAGUUGCCCUAUUUAUUUUCGUCAGGAAAUAUCUUCCUGAAACUAGAGGGAGAGAUGCUAGUAUAAUAGCAGAAAUCUGCAGCGAUGGUUUUGCAUCAAGACCGUUGGAUGUCAGGAUAAAUGUGGCUCACCGUGCUAGGGUAGAAAAUAAUUGCGACGAAAAACUUGAGGUGUGACCAAUGUGUAUUAUGAAUAUACGAGUAAUGCAUAAAAAUGUUAUUCACAGCAACAAAAACAAGUGUACUUACAUUUCUGGGCUUCCAAUUAAUUGACAAAUAUUUGCGUUUGUAGUACUGAAUUAUUUUUAAUUCUAUUAUGUAUAUAAGAAUUUAAGUUACCUCUAGUGAAUUUUAAUAUUGAAGCAUAGGACCCAUACCGUUUUUUAGGGAAUGAUUUUUAUCCUGUCAAAGACAGGGCCGAAUUAAGGGGGUGGGGCAAGAUUUGGCAAAAUGAAUUUUAGUUUUUUUUUUAGAAUCAAACCAAAAAGAGUAGGUUUUGAAAUUUUAUAUCGACAAGUUCCUGAUUGCGUGACCUUUUUGUUUCGAAUCAAACAAAUAGGUUUUGAAAUUUAAUAUUUUUUUCUCAGAAAGAGGACCUGGGUAGAACGUGUAGCUCCGGACCUCACCAUAGGUUAAAACGGCCCUGGUCAAAGAGAACUUUCAAGGUGAAAAAAUUUAGAACGAAAUUUGUGAAAUAAAAAAUUAAAAUAGGAAUUGCCUAUUCUAAGAUCUCGAAAAGGGUCGUACAUUUGUGAAUAUUUUUCAUCAUAGUCAACUCUUUUUUCAUUUUUAACAAUUUUUUUAUAGUUUAAAUGAUAGAUUCUAUUUCUUAAUCUUCAUAAUGCUGUGGCGUUAUGAAAAAUGGAAAAUUUUGGAAAAAAUACAAAAACAACUGUUCGUAUCUAUUACUUUAAUACAAAAAAAAUAUUUUUCGAACAUAUGUGCAACCCUUUUAGUCCAACUAAAUUUAACUUGGCGAAAAAAAAAUUGGUACCUUGACUUUUAUGAGUGGAAAUGGUAAAAGGACUUAUAAUAAACCUAAA